GUCGGACAGGUGAGUCCCUGCAGGUGUGCAGCUAAUAAAAGGCAGUGAUUCCUCUCAGGUAAAGAAUCAGACAGCUCUUAAUAACCAUGUUUCACCUUCUGCUGCUGGCCGGUGUGGUGCUGGGAGGAUACAUCUUCCUCACACAGACUCUCUUCAAAAGGUCCAAAUGUAAAGGAAACGCAGCGAUGGCCGGCAAGACCGUCAUCAUCACAGGAGGAAACACCGGCAUCGGGAAAGCCACGGCGCUGCACCUGGCCAGGAAGGGAGCCAGAGUGAUCCUGGCCUGCCGAAACCGGGACAAGGCCGAGACUGCCAUCGCAGAUAUAACAAAGCAAACAGGAAGUACUGACGUCCUCUACAUGCAGCUGGACCUGGCCAGUCUGAAGUCUGUUCGCUGCUUCGCCGAAACAUUCCUGAAAAAUGAGUCCAGUUUGGAUCUGCUCAUCAACAACGCAGGUCUGGUGGCUGACGGGCGGACAGAAGACGGUUUCGGCAUCGAGUUCGGGGUGAACCACCUGGGUCACUUUCUGUUGACGUACCUGCUGCUGGACCGUCUGAAGGAGGGCGGGGGAGGACGAGUGGUCACUCUGUCCUCCAUGGCUCACCGCUGGGGACACAUCGACCUGGAGGCUCUGGCAGCGACCAGACACCUGGGCACCGGCAGGUACAGCUGGCAGUUCUUCCAGGCGUACUGCAACAGUAAGCUGUGUAACGUGCUCUUCACCCAUGAGCUCGCCAAGAGACUGAAAGGAAGCAAGGUCACCUGCUACAGCGUCCAUCCAGGUAACCAAACAAACCCCUGCAAAUUACCUGAAGAACAGGCCAAAUACCUGUCUGAGGGAAAUGUAGUCGCUGUCUGAAUUACUUUUACAGGA
Epinephelus moara (kelp grouper) is the source of this 875-nucleotide messenger RNA. RefSeq names its product dehydrogenase/reductase SDR family member 13-like. The record is from RefSeq and is a predicted model, not a curated record. NCBI's taxonomy places the organism in Eukaryota, Metazoa, Chordata, Actinopteri, Perciformes, Serranidae. The transcript has 5 exons. The coding region runs from base 87 to 860 and encodes 257 amino acids.